Messenger RNA from Paralichthys olivaceus (Japanese flounder), 2291 nucleotides. RefSeq names its product NKAP domain containing 1 (gene nkapd1). The record is from RefSeq and is a predicted model, not a curated record. NCBI's taxonomy places the organism in Eukaryota, Metazoa, Chordata, Actinopteri, Pleuronectiformes, Paralichthyidae.
CAAACACCUUCCUUAUCACCGUGGAAACAAACCCGCGUGUCGUGGUGUAACAGUUUGAUAACAGCGGCUGGAGACGAACACACGCGUGGAGAUACAACUGUAACAGCCUGCUCGCGCGCGCACGUGGACGGGGAUGAGUGUCUGGCAGACGAUCACUUUAAGACACGAAACCGGAAACUAAGUUUGUGUUUCCUCUUGAAAACUACACGUCCUCGGACACACUUAAGGAACCAUAGUGAACGUGUACUGGUUGUACUUGUGUCGUGUUGUGUGGAGACACUGUCAGACGUACACGUGUUCAUUCUGUAGCUCGUCCUUCAAACUGAAUACCCAGCAGUGUUAGCUAGAUAGCUAGCUAGGCUAACAGACUCACGCGAGGGUCCUGUCCGGAGGCAGCAUGUCCAAGCAGACGCUGGGGAAGACGCUGCUGAGGAACGUGAUCCGACACACAGACGCUCACAACAAGAUCCAAGAGGAGAUGGAGAUGUGGAAAAUGCGAGACUACGAGGUCCAUAGGUCCCAACCCAAACAUUCAUCAGACACAGUGUGUGUGAGGGGGAGUAUGCACUGUGAUCGAGGGGCAGAUCAAACUGGAGACGUGAGGCGUAGCAGAGAGCGAGUCUCAGAACACGACGACAGAGAGGCUCGAGACUGGACACGCAAACUGUAUGAAUUUGAGGCCAAAGACCCUGACAGAUGGGGACACAGUGGCUUCAAGGAGCUUUAUCCUGAGGAGUUUAAAAGUGGCAGAUCUACCAAGAAGCUUGGACGCCACAAAAUGAAAAAGUCCAAGUCUGACACAGAAGGAAGCCUAUCAAGACACUCCAAGAAAUCCUCUCGAAAGACCAAAAAGAAAAAGAAGAAAAAAGACGAGGACGUUAAGCGAAAGAAAGCCAAGUAUUCGAGCAGCAGCGACAGCAGCGGUGACAGCAGCACCAACAAAGACAAGCAGGGGAGGAAAAGGACUAAGAGUCGACACAAAGACAAGAAAAGUGCAAAAACCAGAGGGAGAGACGAUGACAGCAGCUCAGGGGGCAGUGAUGAUGGAGAACGAAAGAGACGGACUCACAGUCGCAAAAAGCGAAAACAGGACUUCCACAAAGACUCUGACUCAGGUCUGAAUUUAAAAAAGAGGAGGAAAAACUGGAAAGCAGCAGGUGAGGGGAGCUCAGAUGAUAGUUCUGCUAACUGAGAUUCACGGACGAGGACAGACAGAGCUCAGGUAAUGAGCAGGAAAACUACUGCGGAUUCUUCUGCUCCUCUUAACUGCACAGAGGGCUUCUCUCUGCAGGGCCGUUCUGUAUUGUACUUUGUUAGACUUCAACAAACCUGUGCUGUCAGCCCUCUCCCAGGGUGUUCGCUGUAGCAAUAUCUCAUCACCUCUGCAGUGGCUUGAAGCACAUUACGACAGCACAGGCGGCGUGAGGAGAGAUGGUGGGGUAUCCACCACCUGCCUGAUGAAGAAUGCUACUGGCUGCAGGCUCAUUGAUUUAUCACCAUGUCUCUGCUCAGUCUGUCUCACAUGAAGAACCUCUGUCCUGAAAUGACCACCGACGUUUUUUAAUUUAAAAAAUGAAAAAAGUAAAUGCAACUUUUCUCACCAAUUAUGAUAGAAUGUGCAUUUUCUUUUAUUCAUUUUCUUUUCAAUUUUAAUAUUUUGAUCAAGCACAUUAUCAUGGGUGAAAAAUAAACAUCAAAUGUGCUGUUGUUUUUAAAAUGGUUUUGUUAUUUAAAGAUUGUGCAACACACGGACAUCAUAGAUCUUAGGGACUGUACAAAAACUAAUUGUUUUGAUUGACUUGAUUUAUUAGUCAAAUUAAGAUUUUUGAAUAUUUUUUGAAACAAAUCUUAUAUUUAUAAAUUGUUAACAGAUCAAAUAGACAGCUUCCACUUUCUGUGAAGGUGCAGCCACAUACAUAGGACAAACAUUAAUAACUUUAGGGUGUUACUUUCUUUUACAAAGGGGAAACACAAGGUUCAAACGUCUGUUGUUCAAUUUAAAAUAAAACCACAUUAAUGAAUCACAGUGUUGCCCUGGCUGUCAUGUACCGUCAUUAUACUAAACAUAGACGCUGUCGUUUAUUUUGAGCUGAUCCCACAUCCACCGCUCUGCUGCCACAAGUUCUCAUUCGAACACCAAAUGUGUAUUCAUUUAAUAAACGGAGAUGAAAAUAGUUCCAGACAAAUGCACAAUUUCCUCCUGUUUGAAUAAUGUUUUUCCUGCACUGCAGCAGUGGCUGAAGGAAAUGGACUCUUUUUAAUAAUAAAUAAAUCCAUGUAUUCAUGACCCU